UUAACAAAAUAUUUGACUCUACAGACAGAGAGAGCCUACCAAAAGCAGGCGCCAAUUUUCCAAAACAAAAAGCGUGUCCUGGGACAGACAGGCAAAAGGAAGGAACUGCGAUAUGUGCGCAAUGUUGGUCUAGGAUUUAAAACCCCUAAAGAGGUACUUUUUCGUUGGUUGUCAUUGUUUUGUCUGUUGAUGCAGGUAGUGGAUUGUUGGUUAGAAUCAAAACAAGCCUUGUAAAAUGGGCACUGCAUCCUGUUAUAUCUCUUUUCAAGUAACACUAUAAAAUCAUACAACUGUAGUGGCCCAAAUACCUUGGUUGCUGUGGAUCAAAUUUUUCUUUGAUUAGAAGUUUUUCCUUUAAUUUUUGAGUAAUCAUUAAAGUGCAACAUCACUACUUGUGACCAUUGUGGUAUCUUUAUGCCAGAAAGAAAGUGGAAUUUAGGCUUGCAGUUUUACAUUAUAUGUUCUGAUAUCAUUCCAGAAGACAUGUUCUUCAGGCUUGCUCAAAGAUGGGUCUUAUUAUCUUCUGCUAGAUAUUGCUAAGAGUCAAUAUUAUUAUUAUUAUUAUUAUUAUUAUUAUUAUUAUUAUUAUUAUUAUUAUUAUUAUUAUUAUUAUUAUUAUUAUUAUUAUUUUAAUGAGUCCAUAGUGUAGAACUUUUAGGUUCUUUUAUUAACGCAGUUCAACCACCUAUAGAAUCACAGCGUGGGGACUUCUCUAAGGAAAAGAGGGCCAGACACGUCCACGUGUACUUCAUGGAAGAUAAUUUACAAUAUGCAAUUUCACAGUUGCUACACAGUUGCUAAUAUAGAACGUUAAAGAACCUUAAGUUAUAAUAUUAUUGUAACUUAAAGUUCUUUAGACAUGUAUAUUCUUUGAAGCGUACAUGUAGCACAUACAGUGAAUAGAGAUCAGACCAUGCUUCGAGAGGUUUGUUGCAAGAGGUUAAAAACAAUACAAAAAGAUAAAAUCAUGUGCCCCAAAAAGGGUUUGUGGUCACUUACGUUACAGGAAGUGGUCAUUUGACAAGAUGUUCAACUGGAAGAGAAAACUUUGGUGUUUUUGGAUGAGUGGUUACCUAUAAGAAGUGGUUGCAUUUGGAGGUUCGAUUGUAAUUUAUAGGAAUCUUGUUCAGCCUGGCAGUAAGCUGCACUGACUUUUAAAUACUGUCUAUGUGAAUUCCUUCAACAGGCCAUUGAAGGAACAUAUAUCGACAAGAAAUGCCCCUUUACAGGAAACGUCAGCAUUCGUGGACGUAUUUUGACUGGCAUUGUUACAAGCAUGAAAAUGAAACGCACAAUUGUCAUCCGGCGGGACUACUUACACCUUGUCAAGAAGUACAACAGAUAUGAGAAGCGGCAUAAGAAUCUUUCUGCCCAUCUUUCACCUUGUUUCAGGUAGACUUCCUGUUUGUGUGCUAACACAGAAAGUAGAAUUAAUUAUAAAGAAUACAACAGAAUUGUUAUCAUUAAAGUACUUUUGAUUGAACUUACAGUUCAUGAGAUUAUUGACACAUAAAUACAUGUAAAAAACAGUGUAUUACUUUCUGCUGUUGUUCAGGGAUUUAGCUAAGGAAAAGCUAAGCAGGCUUUUUUAUUAGUCAAGCCAGCUUUUUUACUCAAUUGCACCUUCAAAGUUACCUUAUGUCUUUGUUUUCAGAGCAAUUUGAGCUUUUGGUCAUAAGUUCUUUUCAGCUGGUGAAAUUAGCGAGCUCUUUAUACAGUAGCAGCAUCUGUGGUGUUUAGAACUUGCAUUCUAAUUUAUUUUUAUUUACAGCGGUUACCACUAACACGCGUCCUCGGAGGGUUUUUUCUCCCUUUUGAAACUGAGUUUUCAUGGACGUCAAUUUAACUGUUUCCAUGAAUUUCUCAUGCACUUUGACAGAGAAGGUUCCCUCAUCACUGAAUGAAAGGCAAAGACUUGCAAUAUUUCACAUCAUGACAGCAUUUAUAAUUUUAUUUAUUUCAUUAAGAUGGAAGAUUACAUUGUUAAAACAACGAGGUCUCUGCGAGCUGAGUGAAAUAGCCGAAAUACUCUCUAACAGUUUUCAGGUUGUUCAUUUAAGCUUACUUGAUUGUAUGAAAACACAGGAGCCAUGGACGAAUUGCCAAGGAUCAUAAAUUCAAAGAAGCAAAAGAUAUCACACUGACAAGGGAAAAAAGUUACCUCUGAAUGGAGGCUGUUUUCGAAAACUAAUUUUGUAACCUGCAGAACUACUUAUCAUUCUUCAUGUUAUGGAGUAGAAUUUAGAACCAGCAAGAACUCAGACGAGUUGCGAGCGUGUAUUGAAAUAGUUUAUGUGGUUGUAACUUUCAGUGAGUAACUAAGUCAAUUUGAGUUUCCCCCGACAAAUAAUCAACAAAUUCGUACCCCUCAUAAUCUUGACAUGAAGCGGUGUCAGAUCCUGUAGCAAAAUAGUGCAAAAAUAGCUUAAAUGCCCACAUUUUCCUCCUUCGAGUGCUCGAGAAACCGGGAAAGAGUCUUCUCCAGGUUAACACAUAAAACCCAUGGUAACGGUUGAUUGACGUCCACCAAACCACAGGUUUGAACCGAAAAAAAACCCUUUGAAGGCACGUGUUAGUGGUAACCGCUGUAAGUAUAAUGAUAACAUUAUUUUUUACCAUUAUCAUUGUUUUUGUUUGUUUGUUUGUUUGUUUGUUUUUUUAUGAGUAGAUUUUAUGUUCAGGAAACCAAAAUCUGAAAGUUACAUUAUUUGUACCUGCCGGGAUGAACAAGUCAAAUGAAAAUAAUAAGCCUGAACAAAGUCCAGGGCCCAGUUGUCCGAGGGCCGGUUAGCGCUUAACCUGGGGUUAACUUUAACCCUGGUUUCUUUUUCUUGUGUUCAAAAGCAUUUUCUUGAUAAUUUUCUCUCUUAUUUUUAGAGCUUCCAAUUAUCAACUUGUGGACAAAAAGAAUUAAAACUGAAUUGCUUUUUAAGCUUUCAAAUCUUAAUUCAAAUCUCACACUAACCCUAGGUUAUCUUAACCCAGCUUUGAACAACUCGGCCUUGUACUAUAUGACCACUCAAAUGAAACAGUUUUGAAGAGUGUUCCCUUGCACGUGAUUUUUUACAUACAUACAUAACAAUUGAUUUCAUUUUGGGUUCAAAUUAUUGUUAGCAUAGAAGGUGCUAGUGAGUUCCUAUAUUUUUGUGUGGCAUUAGUGAGCAGAGGUAUCAAGGUCUCUGUUGGUCCAUUUAAAAGGUGCUGGUGGGCAGUUGAUUCUACUUGUAUAAGACUCAACCCUCAGUAGCUUGUUGCAAUUGACAAAUAAAAUGUGUGUGUCCUGGCUAAGCUUGGUGGAAAGAUUAAAAAAUAAAACAAAAAGUGCACACAAACACUAACACACCCCCCUUAGUAGGAACUUGAACUCAGUCAGGAUCAGUGACAUGACUGGGGACAGCUAUGCCACCCCAUCACACAAACAUGCCCUUCGCUUUUGUCAAAAGUGUUGUAAUGGUUGCAAUCUGCAUAAAUAAUGUUCCUUAGAAGUUGAGCAAUAGGCUGGCAAUUGUUCCUGAUGGAAAAUUUUUAAAGCUUCCCAAGUUUGGGCGGAUAUUUUUGUUUUCAUGACACUGUUGCUGGGCAACGGCAUCCACCUAAUCUAGUUAUUUACAUCAAAGGCAACUUAAGAUUUGACUGUGCUAAGCAGUCCAUGCACAACCCCUGCAGAAUUUGAUUUUUGCAACUUAAGUAAACUUUGCUCCUUGAGUAUUGUUUGGUUCAAUAUGUUACUUCAGAUGUAAAUGUAUCGCGUCUUUCUACCUACUUGCUACUAGUCUUUACAAAUCGUCAAUCAUUCAAAAGGUGGAAAACGCUAUUCUUUCUGGCUGGUAAUGUCAUUGGUUUCCCAAAAUUAAUACUUAUCAGCUGGAUGUUGAGUUUUCUGGUGAAUAGUACUAUCCAACGUUUGAACAGCCAGGGCCAGGUGAUUAAGUGAGCACACUUAAUGCUGUGCUGUGCAAUGUACAUGUAUGUAAUUUUAGUGCAAUUGGUGGUUGUGAUUGGUGUGACUGUUUACUGCCUGUCUGUAUGACUUGAUGAAGACUUGCAGUAAGCAUUUGAAAUGUUAGCUUGCUAGCAAGCUCUCCAUGCUUGCUAGUUCUCUUGCGGGUUGCUUUGCUUGCCAUAGAUGGAAAGCUUACCAGCAGGCUAUGGAAAUAGUAAAAUGCUCAUAUAUAUGUACCCCUGAAGUGACUACAUAGUACAUUGUGAGAAAGUUCAAUUAUUAUUCACUUAAUUAUUCCAUCUUGCUGAUGCUAAGCUUGUUGUUAAACUUUGAAAAAAAUUUUUUAUGAUUUUAAACAUCUGCAAAGCUCCUUACAAUAUGUUUUGUUCUUGUUUACUUGUGCUUAGGGAUGUUGGUCUUGGUGAUGUAGUGACUGUUGGUCAGUGCCGUCCUCUCAGUAAGACAGUGAGAUUUAAUGUACUGAAGGUCAGCAAGGGAAAAGGCAGCAAGGACAAGAAACAAUUUGAGAAGUUUUAA
Molecule: messenger RNA, 4480 nt
Organism: Porites evermanni
Lineage: Eukaryota; Metazoa; Cnidaria; Anthozoa; Scleractinia; Poritidae
Source: the annotation of a GenBank genome assembly